CGAGUCAGUACGGAGCAGAGGGGUCCAUGGUCGAUAGCAGGGAUGAGCAUCGGAUGCUGCAGGGUCCGAGACGUCUCUAAGGAGAGUAUUAAUCCCAGCUACCAGUAUUCUCGUCUCCUGUCCACAUGUAGUCCCCCCUGAGAGGAGAUCGUUCUCCUAAAUCCAGAAUCCGGAACCGACCCACCAACCUACGUCAGCACAUCGUCCACCUACGCCAACCAAUGCCUCUGUGCCACGUGGCUCGUGUCCGUCAGCCAUUCCGUCAGGUAGACAGGCUGCCGGUCAAGCGCCUUGGUCGCCGUCGAUCCAGGGCGGCGGAUGUGACGUUCACGGUCCAGAUGCUGGGAUAACCGCCGUCGAGAUUUCAUGUACAAAAGGCAGUGGCGGCGGUGCGCGCGGGGCUUGAGCGCGGAACGGCAGCCAAUGCUGCCGCUUCCGCCGCAGCCUCUAGUAUGACCAUUUUACCCGCCGCCUCAUUUUCGUGUGAUACUGGGAAGCGCAUGCAUCUGCUUAUAGUUGGGACGCCGCGGAAGGAAGUACAUGUAGUUCAUCCAAGCGACGUUUGAGUCGUCUCAAAGACGUCUCAACACACCCUUCUCCCCACAGUGUCUCGGGAAAAGCCGCGACUCCUAGUCCUCAAAAGCUUGUUGGUUGUUGCUAGCCUUGCUGUCCGGCGGAACCGCUACCCUCCCUUUGCACGCGAACUGCUGGCUUCUGCUAUCGCUUUAGACUGCCGACCGCUGCGCCACUAGAGUGCCUCAAGGCAACCUCGACUGCCUACCCUGCCGUCUGCCUUCCCCUCGCUUCGCCUCACCUCCCGACCGUCAACUCUGCGAAAGGUGGUAGCGGGGGCGAAAAGGGUUACUGCCUUGCUAACCUUGACAGCCCGAUGGAGAUCGCUUUUGGGGAUCGCUCGGUAGUUGAAUCAGCGUCUCGAGAUCCCUCGGUUGUAGCAGCGCGUGGGACUAGAAAGACCUCGGUUGUAGCAGCACCUGCAAAAGGAUUCGAGAUGGCACCAGAGAGCUCCCACGUGGUCGUCAAUAUGGACGGCCUGACAGCCCCAGCUGUAGCACCGCCUAAAGAGGGCGUGGGUGAAGCUGUGCCUGAGCAGGAUGGUGCGGAGAAAGUCACCCAGGGGCGGGGCAUCUGGACGGGAGACGAUGCAGCUGAUCGAGUUGCUGAGAAGAAGUCAGCAAGUACAGAUUUGGGGAGACCGAGGGGCGAAGACAGAAGGGAUUUUGAGAGGCGGAUCUUGGAGUUAGAAGGGGAGAGGAGGAGGCUGGAGGGAGAGAGGGAGGAGAUGGAGAGGAGUGUGGGGGAGGAGGUGAGGAGGAGGAGGGAGGUGGAGGAGGAGGCGGAGGACCUUAGGUCCGGCAUGCGCCUUGCCGAGGCUAAGCUCUGGCAAUGGAUGGAGGCUCGGAAGGUGGAGUGUGGUGGAGGAGGAGGGAGAGGUGGCGGCGAUACAGGUGUUGUUGUUCCUCCCGCUGCUCCCGCGGUUGGUGUUGGUUUUGGUGCUGGCGCUGCUACUGCUGCCAGCGUGAAUCUACCUUCUGCUCACUUGGCCACGGCCGACGUGGCGACUGCCGACGUGGCCACAGCUGACGUGGCGACUGCUGACGUGUUGGGCUACAUGGAGGACCUUCUCCUCCACCAGUCCUGCAUGCUGGCUCGGGAGCGAGCCCGGCGAGCGGAAGCUUCCAGGAAGCGAGAAGAAGCAGAGGGGCGGCGGGGAGAAGCGGAGCGAGCACUGAGAGAGUUAAAGCGGCAGGUGGGAGUUGAAGAGUUAGCUUUGCAGGUUAAGGCAGAGAGUCAGUGGGAGGAUCAUCUUUUGAGGGAGAUUUUCUCGGUUGAGCGAGAUGUCGAGGCGUUGAGGAGCGAGGUGAGGGAGAAGGAUGGGGAGGUGGAAAGGUUGAGGGGCGAAGUUUCGAGGAAAGUGGAGAUUUUGAGGCGGUUGCACGGGAGAGCGGUGAAGAUGAGAUCUGAGGCGGAGAGGACGAUCCGACGGCUGAGGUUGGAGCUUGAGACGGCGCGGGGGUUGCUGGAGAGGAGUGAGGAGAAGGCGAGGGAGAAGGGGAGGGAGGUGAGAGAUGAGAUUAGUAUUUUGGUGAGAGAACUAGAGGGGCUGAGGAGUGGGAAUGAGAUGGUAGUAGAUGCCUUGGGGGAGGCGAGGAAGGAGGUGGUGGAGGAGAGGAGGGAGAUUGAGAGGGAGAGGCGGGAGGGGGAGAAGGUUGCAAGAGAGGUGGGGAAGCGAGAGAAAGGGAAGGGGAAGAAAGGUAAGGGGGAGACGCUUGAGAGGAGAGAGGAGGGGUCGGCUGAUAGAGAUGAGGAGGCGCAAGGGGGAGGGGAGGUUCGGGUAACGGGGGGGGAGAUUGGGUUAACCGUGGGCCGGGGGGAAGAGGGAGGUGGGGAGGGAGAAGAGGUAGAGGAGCGAGAGGGGGAUGAGACGGAAGACGGGAGUGAAGGCCGGAAGGAAGAGGAGGAGGAUGGCAAAGCUGUGAACACUGCUGGUGCAAGCAAUCUGCUGCUAGUGCGGGAGGACGUGCGGCGUAGAGAGGAGGAGCUGCAGCGAGAGGUGGCGCAGGUGAGGGCGUGGCUGGAGUCCGAGAGGCAGCAGCGCGUGGGACUGGAGCAGCAGCUGGCCGCGCUGGAAGGGCAACUGGAGAGGCUCAAAGAGGGGCGGAGGGAAGCGGUGGAGUCGAGUCAAAAGGAGAGGCAGCAGCGAGAGGGCGUUGAGAAGGCCGGGCGGGAGUUGAGGGAGAGAGUCGAGGAGGAGGUUGCAAGGAGGAGGGAGGUCGAGAAGGAAGUGAGGAGGCUGAAGGAGAGGCUUGAGGGGGAGGAGGAGGGGAGGAGGAGGGCGGAGGAGGAGAGAGAGGGAGCGAGGGAGAGAGUGGGUGUGCUGGAAGCAGAGCUGGUGGGAGUGAGGGAGAGUCUUGGGAGGGUUGAGGAGGAGAGGAGGGAGGCGGAGGAGGGGAGGGUGAGAGAGGGGGAGAGUUGGAAGAGAGUGAAGGAGGAGAUAGAUGGGGAGGUAGAGGAGGAGAGGAGGCGGAGAGGGGAUGCCGAGGGAGAGGUGGUGAGGCUGAAGGAGCGAGAGGGGGCUCUGUUGACCGCGUUGACCGAGGAGACUGGGAAGGUGGGGGCGCUAGAAGUCGCUUUGGCGGAGCGAGAGGCGAGAAUAUCCUCGAUAGAAGCCGAGAUUCGUUUGAAGGAGGAGCGUGCUUGUGGCCUAGAAGCGAGGAUUGGAGAGCUGGAGGGGAGGAUUGAUGACGCUAAGAAUGAGUUUGAGAGGGAACGGAGGAGGAUGGAAGCCGAGAGGAGGGAGGAGCAGGAGGAAAAUGAGAGGGAGAGGGAGGAGGAGAGGAGGGUGAGGGAGGAGGAGGAGAGGAAGCGAGGUGCAGAGGCGGCAGAACGAGAGGCAGAACGAGAGGCAGAUAUGAAAGCGAAAGAGGAGGCGAUCCAGAGGCUGGAAGCGUUGGUGAGUGAGCUACGAGACAAGGUGUGUGCGCUGGAGAAGGAGCGGGGAGAGAGAGAGGAAACGGUGAAGGGACUCGAGGAGGAGGUGAGAGAGCUGGGGGACAUGGUGGCGGUGCUGCAGGCAGGCCUGGCCGCGAAACGAGCAGAGCUCGCAGCCACGGCUGCCCAGGGGGAGAGGGUGAGUGAGCUUGAAGAGCAAGUGAGGGAGGGGGAGGAACGAGUGAGGGAGGGGGAGAGAGAGGUGAAGAGGCUUGAGGGGCGGUUGAGAGAGGUGGAAGGGGAGAUGGAGGAGCUGUCGGUGCAGGUGAGUGCGCUGAGAGGGGAGGUGGAGGCGAAGGAGGGGGAGAGAGAGGUGAUUGAGAGGAGGGGGGCGAAGAGAGAGCGGAGGGUGAGGGAGUUGGAGGAGGAGGUUGGGAGGAGGGAGAAGAGGAUUGGGGAGCUUGAGGGGGUGGUGAGGGAGAGGGAGAGGGAUGUGGAGAGGAGGGAGAGGGAGGAGGAGGAGUUGGAGUGUGGGGUGGCGAAGGAGAGGGAGGAGCGUGAGGAAGUGGUUCGGAAGUUGGGGGUGGAGCGGCGUGCGCUGGAGGAGGAAUGGAGGAGAGAGAGGGAGGAAUUGGAGAGGGUAAAGGGGAGAUUGGAGGAGGAAAAUGAGGGCCUGGAGAGGGCAAGAGAGAAGCUGGUGCGGGAAUGCGAGGAGCAAGGCGUUCGAGUUAGCGAGAUGGAAGCAGAAAGAAGCGCAUUGGAGGAGAAGUGGGCGAGGGAGAAGGAGGGUAUACUGAAGAAAAAGGGAGAAGUGGAAAGGGAGAAGGAGGAUUUGGAGAAGGAGAAAGAGCGACUGGAGAGGCGGAUCGAGGGUUUGGAGAGGGAAAAGGAGAAGCUAGUGGAGGAGAGGAGCGCUCUGGUUAGCAAGGUGGAGGCAGAGAGAGUUGCGCUGGAGGAGAAAUGGGAGAGGGAGAAGGAGGAAUGGGAGAGGGAGAAGGAGGAUAGAGACGUUAUGGUUGGCGAGAUGGAGGCAGAGAGGUGUGCGUUGGAGGAGGAAUGGGCGCGGGAGAAGGAGGAGAUGAGCGAGAAGGAGGAGUUGGAGAGGGAAAUAGGGGAGAGGGACGCUCUGGUUCGGAAGACGGAAGCAGAAAGUGGGUUGUGUGGGGAGAAAUGGUUAAGGGAGAGGGAGGGGUUGGAGAGGGAAAUGGAGGAAAGAAACGCUCUGGUAGGCAAGGUGGAGGCAGAAAGAGGUGCGUUGCAGGAGAAAUGGAUAAGCGAGAAGGAGGGAUUGGAGAGGGAAGUGGAGGAGAGGAGCUUACUGAUCAGGACGAUUGAAGCAGAAAGAGAUGCGUGUGGGGAGAUAUGGGUAAGGGAGAGGGAGGCAUUGGAGAGGGAAUUAGAGGGUAGGACCGCACUGGCUAGGAAGAUGGAAGCAGAAAGCGGUGCUUUGGGGGAGAAAUGGGCGAGAGAGAAGGAGGGGUUGGAGGGCGAGAUUAGACGAAUGGAGGGCGAGAGGGAGGGAUGGGGGAAGGAGAAGACGGAGAAUGAGGGGAGGUUAGAAGCAAGCCUGACAGAGCUGAGGGAGGAGAAGGAGAAGAGACAGGCGGCCGAGGAACAGGUCCGGUCACUGGAAGACACGGUAGGCAAGGUGGAAGACGAGGGGAGAGAGGCGGUACGCAAGCUGGAGGAACGGGUUGGCUCACUGCAAGAAACGAUCGGCAAGGUGGAAGAGGAGAGGAAGGAGAUCUUCUGCAAGCUGGAGGAACGGGCCUGGUUACUGCAAGGCGAGAUAGUCAAGGUGGAAGGGGAGAGGAAAGAGGCGGUGUGCAAUCUAGAGGAAAGGGUCCGAUCGCUGCAAGGCGAGAUAGGCAAGGUGGAAGGGGAGAGGAAGGAAGCGUUAAGCAAGGUGGAGGAGGCAAUGCGCGAGCUGGGUGAGGCGCGGAGCACGGUGGAGAGGGAAAUGAGGGAGAAAGAGGCGAAGGGGAAGGAAAUAGAGGAGACGGAGAGCGUUUUGCAGGCGAGAGUGAGGGAGUUGGAGGAGGAGCGGGGGAGUGUGAGGGUGCUGAGAGAGGAAGUGGAGGAGAGGGAGGUGGAGGUGAGAGGGUUGAAGGAGCGGUUGGGGGAGAGGGAGAGAGAGAUGGAGGGAGUGAGACAGGAGCUAGAGGAGAAGAGGGGCUGGAUUGAGAGGGUUGAGGGGGAGAGGGAGAGGGAGGUGGAGGGAUUGAGAAGGGAUUUAGAGGAGGCGAGGAUGCUGGCUGAGAGGGUUGAGGGGGAGAGGGAGAGGGAGAGAGCGAGUGCGGAUGUGGUGAUUGGGGAGUUGAAGGGGCGAGUGGAGGAGGGAAGGGAGGAGGUGGAGCGAGGGAGGGUGGAGGUUGAGAGGGUUAGCAGGGAGUGCGAGGAGAUGAGGGAGAGAGUGGGGUUGUUGGAGCGGGAGAGGGAGAUAGGCCAGGAGGUGAUGGUGGGGUGGAAGAAGGAGGUGGAGGAGAAGGAUGGGGUGGUGGUGGCGCUGAGGGGCGAGCUGGAGGUGAAGGAAGGGGAGGUGGCGAGUUUGACAAGGGAGUUGAGGGAGAAGGGCGGGGAUGUGGCGGCGUGGAAGGGAAAGCUGGAGGAGAUAGAAGGGGUGGUGGUGGCGCUGAGGGGCGAAUUGGAGGAAAAGGAAGGGACAGUUGCAGGGCUGAUGGCUGAUUUGAAGGAAAGGGAAGAGGCGAUGGUGGGGUGGAAGAAGGAGCUGGAGGAGAUAGAAGGGGUGGCGGUGGCGCUGAGGGGCGAAUUGGAGGAAAAGGAAGGGCAGGUGGCGACUUUGACCAGGGAUUUGAGGGAGAAGGGCGAGGAUGUGGCGGCGUGGAAGGGAAAGCUGGAGGAGACAGAAGGGGUGGUGGUGGCGCUGAGGGGCGAAUUGGAGGAGAAGGAAGGGCAGGUGGCGACUUUGACCAGGGAUUUGAGGGAGAAGGGCGAGGAUGUGGAGGCGUGGAAGGGAGAGCUGGAGGAGACAGAAGGGGUGGCGGUGGGGUUGAGAGGCGAGCUCAAGGCGAAGGAAGGCGUAGUUGUAGGCUUGGUGGCGGAUUUGAAGGCGAGGGACGAGGCUCUGGAGGCGUUGAAGAGGAGUUUGGAGGAGACGGAAGGGGUGGUGGCGGGGCUGAGGGGCGAAUUGACGUGCAAUGAAGGGGAGGUGGCGAGUAUGACACGAGAAAUAAAGGAGAAGGACAAAGAUGCAGAGGCAUUGAGGGGAAAGGUGGAGGAGACGGAAGGGGUGGUGGUGCGGCUGAGGGGCGAACUGAAGGAGAGGGAUGGCGAGGUGGCGAGGUUGACACAAGUUGCCAAGGAGAGGGACGAAUUUGCGGAGGAAGUGGAGGGGAAGUUGGGGGAGGCGGAAGGGGUGGUGGUGGCGCUGAGGGGCGAACUGAAGGAGAAGGAAGGUGAGGUGGCGAGGUUGACAAGAGAAUUGAAGGACAGGGAUGAGAGUAUUGAAGGAUUGAAGGGGCAAUUAGAAGGGACGGAAGGGACGGUAGUGGGAUUGAGGGGCGAACUAGAAGAGCUGAAAAGGACUGCUUUGGAAUUGAAGGGGACAUUGGGGGAGAAGGAAGAGGCAGUAGAGGGGCUGCGAGGGAAGCUGCAGGAGUCGAAAGCGGUGGCGGAUGGGUUGAAAGGAGAAUUGGAGGAGUUGAAUAAGGCCGCAGAGGGGUUGAAGGGAGCGUUAAGGGAGAAGGAAGAGGUUGUAGAGGGGCUGCGAGCGGCACUGGAGGAAAGGGCACUAGAAUCAGAACAAAGGGAAGGGGUGAUGAGGGCGCUAAGGGGCCAGGUGGCAGUGCUGCAGGCAAGCGUGGGAGAGAAGGAAGGGUAUGCUCGGGAAAAAGAGGCGAUGGUUCUGGUGAGGGAUGCGAAGAUACUGGUGCUGGAGUCUGCAGUUGAGGGUAAGGGAAGGCAGGUGUGCGCUUUACAGGUAGAGUUGGACGAGAGGGUGGGCCAAGUGAGAGAGCUAGAGGCAAGUGUGCAGGAGAAGGGGGAAGAGAUAUCCUCGUUACAAGCAGGGUUGGGAGAGAAAGAGCGGCAGGUGAAAGUGCUGCAGGGGCAAGUGGAGGAGACGGUGAAUGAAGCUGCUGCGUUACAAGCAGGAGUUCAAGAGAGGGGUAGGCAAAUAUCCGCGUUACAAGCAGGGAUGGAGGAGAAGGAGAAGCAGGUGGUGGGGCUGCAGGGUCAAGUGCAAGAUAAGGAGCAGCGGAUACUGGAGCUGCAGGCAGAGAGGGAGGUGUGGGAGGCGAGGGAGAGGAUGGCUUUUGAGUCCACUCAAAAGGAGGUGUUGGCGCUGCAAGGUCAAGUGCAGGAUAAGGAGCGGCGGAUACUGGAGCUGCAGACAGAGAGGGGAGAAUGGGAGGAGAGGUUGCAGAGGGAAAGGAGGGAGAAAGCGGCACUUGAUAGCGAAGUGGUGGUGCUGCAGGCUCAAGUGCAAGAUAGGGAGCGGCAGAUACUGGAGCUGCAGGCAGAGAGGGAGGAGUGGGAGGCGAGGGAGAGGAUGGCAGGGAGUGCGAAAGAGGCAGUUGAAAGGGAGCACAGGGAGCAUGCUGCAAGGCUGCUGAGGGAAAAGGAGGCGCUGGAGGUAGCGGUGGAAGGGAAGGAAGAUCUCGAAAGGCAGCACCGGGAAGUUGUUGCCAGGCUGCUGAGGGAAGAGGAGGCGCUGGUGAAAGCCGUGGAAGAGAAAGACGAGGUUGAAAGGGCGCACCAGGAGCAUAUUGCAAGGCUGCAGAGCGAAAAGGAAGCGCUGGUGAGAGCGGUGAGGGAGCUGGAGGUGCGAGUGAAAGAGCGGGGCGAGAAGAAGGUGGAGGCUGUGAAUGAGGAGGUGAGAGUUUUGGGGGCGGCGGUGAAAGAGAGGGACGAGAAGGUGGAGGCGCUGGAAGGGGACUUGAGAGUUUCAAAGGAGAAGGUGAAAGCUGUGGAUGAGGUGGUGAGAGAAAAGGAGGAGGAGGUGAAACAAAAGGUCGAGGAGCUGAGAGCCAAGGAGGAGGAGGUGAGGGGAUGGAAGGAGAGAGAGGGGGUGGUGCGGUGUGAGGUGGAGGGCAAGGUGAGGGAGGUGGAGGGGCUGGUUUCUGAGGUGGAACGGCUGGUUGCUGAGGUGGAAAGACUCUUUGCUGAGCUGGAAAGGGAGCGCGAGCAGAAGCGUAGCAUGAUUGCUGAGCUGUCAAGUGUGAUUAAAGUGAAGGAGGCUUUAGAGGGGGAGGUGGUUGGUUUGAAAAAGAGAGUGAGGGAGGUGGAAGGUGAGAGGGAGAGGUUAAGUGAGGAGUGUGAGAAAUCAGGUGUGGAAAUCUUGAGAUUAAGUGGGGAGGUUUCUAAUCUAAGGACAGAGAACGAAGGGCUUGUGAGACGGUGUGCGGAAUCUAAGGAAGAAGGGAGGAAGCUAAGCGAGCGAGUGCAGGUGCUUACUGCUGAAGGGGAGGUGUUAUCUGCGAGGGUUGGGGAUGCGGAGAGCGAAGUGGAGGAGGAGAGGGGGAGGAGGGAGGAGGUGGAGAGAGAGAGGGAGAGUGUGAGGGGGGAGCUGGAGGAGGGGCUGAGGGGAGUGAGGGAGAUGAGGGAGAGAGUGGGGGAGAUGGAAGAGGAGGUGAGUGCGCUGCACAUGCAGGUCGAGAAGGCGGAGGAGAGGAGAGAGGAGGCGGAGAGGAGGGGAGAGGAGACAGAGAGGAGGAGGGAGGAGGCUGUGAGGAGGGGAGAGGAGGCAGAAAGGAGCAAGGAGGAGGCGGAGAGGAGCAAGGAGGAGGCGGAGAGGAGCAAGGAGGAGGCGGAGAGGGAGAGGGACAAUGCGGAGAGGGAUAUGGCGAUCCUUCUGAGGCGCCUGAGAGAGGAGGAGAGGAGUGUGCGGGAGGCGGAGGAGGAGGCGGAGAGAGUGAGAAAGAGGCUGGAGGAGGUGGAGCGGGAGUGGGAGGAGAGUGAGGGGGCGAGGAUGAGGCUGAGCGGGGAGGCUAGUAGUCUGGAAGAGAGAGUGAGGGAGAGAGAGGAGGAGGUGGAAGGGGUGAGGAGGGAGAGGGAUGAGUGGAGGAGGGCGGUUGCGGCAGUGAAACAGAGUCUGCUGAGGGAAGGAGCAGCGCUGGGCGUGAGCAUGCAAGGGGCGCGCAUGCAAGAGGUAGAGGGAGCGGAGGAGGAGGCAGAAAGAGAGAGAGAGGGGGUGCGGGUUGCGGUAGUGACGGACAAGGUGGAGGAGAUUAUGGCACUUGCCUGGGUAAAUGCUGACGCGGCGAGGGCUGAUGCUGACUCUGCACGCGCUGACGCUGAUGCGGCACGGGCUGAUGCUGAUGUGGCGAACAGAAGGUUGCAGGAGGCUGUGGCAGAAGCUGAAGUUCUGAGGGCUGAUGCUGACGCUGCAAAGGCUAAUGCUGACGUGGCAAAGGGGAUGCUGCAGGAGGCUGUAGCAGAAGCGGAAGCUUCGAGGGCUGAUGCUGACGCUGCAAAGGCUAAUGCUGACGUGGCGAAUAGAAUGAUGCAGGAGGCUGUAGCAGAAGCUGAAGCUUCGAGGGCUGAUGCUGAUGUGGCAAACAGAAGGCUGCAGGAGGCUGUAGCAGAAGCUGAAGCUUCCAGGAAGGCGGUUGCAGCUCUGGAGGAGGAGGUGGAGAGAGUGAGGGAGCGAGUGAGGGAGAUGGAGGAGGAGGUUGAGGGAGUGAGGGUGAGGCUUGGGGAGGCUGAGAAGGAGGUGAGGGAGAAGGGGAGGGAGGUAGAGAGGCAGAGGGAGGAGCUGGGAGUGAGGGAGAGGGAGGUAGAGGUGAGGGGCAAGGAGGUAGAGGAAUUGUUGAAGCUUGUAGGGGAACUGAAGGUGCUUGUAGAGGGGAAAGAGGAGGCGGAGAGGGAGGCGAGGGAGAAGGAGAGGGAGGUGGAGAGGCAGAGGGAGGAGGUGGAAACGAGAGGCAGGGAGGUGGGGGAGUUAAUGGAGCUUGUCGAGCAACUGAAGACGCUUGUAGAGGGGAAGGAGGAGGAGGGGAGGAUGACACGGAUGGUGCUGGAACGAGCAGUGGAAAACUUGAGAGGAGAGGUUGAACGGGCCACGAGAGAGGGGUUGGAAGCGGUGGAGAGGGUUAGGAGCGAGGGUAACGAGGAAGUCGAGAGGGUCAGGGAAGAGAAUCGGGAGGAGAUUGAGAAAACGAAGCAGCAGGCUUGGCAGCAGGUGUCGGAGGCUUGGGGAAGGGAUCGGGAGGAGGUGGAAGUGGUCCGGCAGCAACUGGAGCAGGUUCGGGAACAGCUGCGGAGGGAGGUGGUAGCUAGACAGGUGGAGACUGAGCAGAGGGUUGUAGCAGAGGGAAGGCUGGGGGAGAUGGUGGAGAGAGUGAGAGAGAUGGAGAGAGAGAGGAGGGAGGUGGAGGGGGAGGUUGAGAGAGAGAGGAGGGGGUGGGAGGAGAAGGAGAGGGGGAUGAGGAGGGAGUGGGAGGAGAGGAGGAGUGGGAUGGAAAUGCUGGUGAGACAGAUAGAGGAGAUGUGGAGAGGGAGGGUGGAGGAGGGGGAGAGGGAGAGAGAGAGGGAGAGGGAGAGAGAGAGGGAGAGGGAGAGAGAGAGGGAGAGAGAGAGGGAGAGGAGGGAGGCGGAAUGGGCUGAGGAGAAGGGAAGGAUGGUUGGGGAAGUGGAGAAGGAAAGGGAGAGAGUGAGGGAAGAGGUGGAGAAGGAGCGUGAGAGAGUGAGGAACGAAGUGGAAAGGGAGAAAGAGAGGGUGAUUGCGGAAUUGGAGAGGGAAAGGGAGAGAGUGAGGGUGGAGGCAGAAGAGGAGAAAGAGGUGCUGAUGAGAGAAGUGCAGAGGGAGAAAGAAAAAAUGAUGAGCCAAGUGGAGAGGGAGAAAGAGAGGUCGCGGAGAGAGCUGGAGGGCGAGCGAGAGAGAUUGAUGAGGGAGCUGCAGGAGGGAGAGAGGAGGGUGCGAGAGGCAGAGGAGGUGUUGAGGGAGGCAAGGAGGGAUGCUGAGACGGCGAAAGAACCAGCAGAGUUGGAGGAGGGGGAGAAGGAAGGGGGGAAUGAGGGGGAGGAGGAUGGGGAGAAGGAGCGGGAGGAGGAUGGGGAGAAGGAGCGGGAGGAGGAGGCUGUGGAGACGUCAGUUGGAGAGGUGGUGGAGGAAGGAGCGGCAGAUGUGGAGAGGUUGGCGGGGAGUGAGAAGGAAAGGGCAGGUGAGGAGGAGUGGAGGGGGAGGGAGGAGGAGUGGAGGGGCAGGGAGGAGGAGUGGAGGGGCAGGGAGGAGGAUUGGAGGGGGAGGACGGUGGAGUGGAUUGGGAGAAUCAAGGUGCUGGGCGCUCAAUGGAACAAGCUGGUGCAGCGGGAGAGGCGGGCGAGAGUGAAGGAGCAGAGGGCAAGGGAGGAGGAGAGGAAAGCAAGGGAGGAGGAGAGGAAGAUAAGGGAGGAGGAGAGGAGCCAAGGGAGUGUGAUCCGGAAGGAGCAAGUGAAGGAGCUUAGCUCACACAUUGCCAGCAUGAAAUCCGUCUGUGGAAGGUUCCAGAGUGCUUUGGAGGCCAAGGGUCGGGAGGUACAGGAGGUGAGGCGGCGGGUGGAGGGGGUGGUGCAGCAGGCGCAGCGGGAGAGGGCUGCACGGGACGCUGCUCUGAAGACGCUUAUAACGGGGAUGGAGAGGCGCGAUUUCACGGCAUGUGCGCCAUACGAGUCUGUGGAUGCCGCAGCAGCACAGGCCUUUUCCAGGCACGAGUCGCAGCUCGAUGCUUUGAUCCUCCGUGCUGCUCGCAUGGUGCAUGGCGUGUCAGCGGCGCAAGCCUCAAAAGCGCCCACAGCCAAUGCACCGCUGCCAGAAUCAUCACAGCAAGUAGCUGCAGUAGCAGUAGCAGCAGCAGCAGCGGCAGCAGCGGCAGCGGCAGCGGCAGCGACAGGGGUGGCACAAACAGCAGCGCCUAACCCUGGCCCAUCUGUCUCCUCCCCCCCGUUCUCUCCUCCAGCUUCCUCCCUCACUUCCUCCCUCUCCUCCUCCCUCUCCUCCUCCCUCUCUCACUCCCUCUCCGCCUGGUCCCUCGCCCACCCUCUCUCCGCCUCCGCCUCAUCCCUCUCCGCCUCCUCUCCGUCUCUAUACGUGGACCCGGGCUGUGCCAGUCAAGCAGCGUGCAGCGAGGCCAACACUGCAGGCAGCCAGGCAGGCGCAAGCAGGGGUUCAAAAGCAGCAGCAGAAGCAGCAGCAGAAUCAGGGGGGAAAGGAGCAGGCGGGGCAGGUGUGGCUGAGACGACGCCCCAAGCAGGCAGUGCCGGAAGCAGCCCACAAGAUAAGAGUCAGCGCGGCCAAGGCCAAGCCACUCAGACGAGUCGGACGAGUCAGACGAGUCUGGGCAAGCAAGGCAGUCCGAGCAAGCUGGCGGGGGGUGCGGCGAGCCCUGGAAGCAAGGGGGCUGUCGUUUUGCAUGACGCCAACCUCCCCUCCCUGUGUGACUUUUUUGCAGGAACCUCGGCGGGCCCACCGCUGCCGCUGUCGAUGGUGGCUGAUGGGGGGGUGGCGGUGAGACGGCAGCACAAGUGGGUGGUGGACGGCGCGUGGCUGGAGAUGACGCGAAAGGAGCAUGAGGGGAUGCGGCAGGCCAUGGCAGAGCAGCAGCACCAGCUGGCAGCACUGGAGCAGUUGCGAGCUGAGAAGGUCUGGAUGGAGGCUGCUUUGGCGCAGUUCAUUGAGCUCCAGCGGAAGUAAGAGACGGAGAACACAAGUCUUAUUUUCAAAAGUGAGCUGCUCUGGUCUGGAGCCCCCGACCAAGUGUUGAGUUCAGCCGACCCUCAAGUUCAAUCAGAUUUCUCCGCUUUUUUGUUAUCUAACACGGGCAAUUGCUUUCUUAUGCCCCUUUUUCGACCAUAUAUGCAUAUCAAUAGUCACGGGUGAGAAGCUUCAUUAAUCACAGCCCUUGUUUUACAUGAAUCUUCUCCUUUUCCAGCUAGUGCAGAAUAUAUGCAACUUUUAUCU
This is a messenger RNA of Closterium sp. NIES-67, 13348 nucleotides long. The record is from the annotation of a GenBank genome assembly. NCBI's taxonomy places the organism in Eukaryota, Viridiplantae, Streptophyta, Zygnematophyceae, Desmidiales, Closteriaceae.